AUGGCUAACUCCUGCAGAUUUCACAAACUGGAGAAUGAAGAGCAACUCUCCUUUAUUCUAAUCAUAUCUGUUGUCUUCACCACGAUGAAUCUCGUGUCCUCUCAAACUGCGAUAGCCAACUGUUCUUUGGAUGGUAAAGUCACCCUUUAUGAUAUUAACCGAACUUGCCAAAAUGCGAGUUGGGGUGGCUUCAUCAACCAUGACUGUUGCGGAGUAUCCUUUGACGAGUAUCUCUACGCUCUAGGCCAGCAGGCGAACCUGACUGGACAAAUAUUCCUCGGUGCCAUGGAGCAGAAGAACUGCUUAGCCUCGAUGAAUGCUACCGAGUCAAAUGUCCUCGGAUGUGGAAUCGAGAAGCUGACAAGAGGGGCCGGCGGCUGCUCCGACUAUUUGGUCACAGAUGUGGUGACUCGGCUAGGAGAUAGCUUAAGGAACUUGAGGAAGGAUUGUGAUCUGGGUCAAGAUCAAGAUGGCUCAUCGAAGCAGGGUUGCAGCGCUUGUCUCGCUACGUGGGAGGAGAUUGGUAAAUCAUCCGCUAAUGGAACAGAGACAGCGAAACUUGACGCCGAUCUAUGUCGGUUUGCAGCUUUGAUUACAUUGACGGGCAAAAAGUCUGGUGAUAAAAAUUGGGUACGGUCGGUAUACAAAUGCCUUGGGGAGCCGAGUGGUCUUCACGUAGAUGAAAAGGACAGUAUCAACAAGAAGAGCCCUGGCAUCAAAUCUAGAACAGGCCUAUGGAUUGUAAUAGCUGGUCUGGUAGGAAUCGUCAUAGUUAUAGCUAUUGCAGCAUGGAUAUGGUUCAAGAAGAGGGUUAAAGUUCGUGUCCCAAAAGAAAAAGAAGAUUCACCAAAACUGCCUUCCGAGGAUUCCAGCGGUCUCAAGAUAUCAAUUAAGGAAGUUUAUUUGGCAACAAACAAUCUCAACCCAACAAAGUUCAUUGGCCAAGGCAUAGCAGGCAAGGUGUACAGGGGCAUUCUCUCCAACGGUCAAGACGUGGCCAUAAAGCACAUCAUUAGCGAAGGCCAUACAGAUACAUACGUUAGAGAAGUCGCCAGCCUUUCAGAUGUCCGGCACCCGAACCUGGUAGCUCUGCUGGGCUACUGUGAGAAUGAAGAUGAGUGUUUCCUUGUUUAUGAGUUGUGCCACAACGGUAACCUCUCAGAGUGGCUGUUCGGAAAAGAUAAAGUACUCUCGUGGAUCCAAAGACUCAAAAUCGCCAUUGACAGCGCAAGGGGACUCUGGUUUCUCCACACCUAUCCAGAAGGCUGUAUUGUUCACCGUGAUAUUAAACCGACAAACAUUCUUAUUAGUGCCAACUUCGAAGCCAAGCUGUCAGAUUUUGGAUUAUCCAAGGUGAUGGAUGUGGACCAGUCGUUUGUGAGCUCAGAAGUCAGGGGAACAUUUGGUUAUGUUGAUCCUGAGUACAGAAGGAACCGCCAUGUCAAUGCUUCAGGUGAUGUCUACAGCUUCGGGAUAGCCAAAGUCCUUACGAAAGGCGGUAACAUAGCAGAGUUUGCUGAUCCAAAACUCAAUGGAGAGUACUUGGCCGAAGCUUUUGAUCUAGUGCUCAAGCUGGCAUUGUCAUGCACAGGAUUUAAGCAGCAAAGGCCAUCCAUGGAGCAAGUUGUAUCAAGACUAGAAAAGGCACUAGAUAUGUCGACCGAAGGGAAAUCAACAAUAUCACGUAGCGAGAGAGAGAGGAACUUGGCAUACAAAGAAUAA
This is a messenger RNA of Syzygium oleosum, 1722 nucleotides long. Its product is annotated as probable LRR receptor-like serine/threonine-protein kinase At2g28960. NCBI's taxonomy places the organism in Eukaryota, Viridiplantae, Streptophyta, Magnoliopsida, Myrtales, Myrtaceae. The record is from RefSeq and is a predicted model, not a curated record. The transcript is spliced from 8 exons. The coding region runs from base 1 to 1722 and encodes 573 amino acids. Gene Ontology annotation, biological process: protein phosphorylation. Gene Ontology annotation, molecular function: ATP binding; protein kinase activity.